Oppiella nova is the source of this 966-nucleotide messenger RNA. The record is from the annotation of a GenBank genome assembly. Lineage: Eukaryota; Metazoa; Arthropoda; Arachnida; Sarcoptiformes; Oppiidae.
AUGUUGGGCACCGGCAGCUCGAUCGAGGGUCACCUCCGAGAUCACGCCAAAGAGAAAUACAUCGGAGCGGCCGCCACAUCCAAAGCACUGGGAGACGAGAAAUACCUGGAAGUGUUGGGUCAGGAGUUCAACGCCAUGUCACCCGAGAAUGAGAUGAAGUGGGGUUUCCUGGAGACCAGUAAAGGGAACUACGAGUGGGAUAAUGCCGACAAACUGGUGGCGCUCGCCGAGGAAAACAACAUGAAGUUCAGGGGACACACCUUCCUGUGGCACAAACGUAUACCGGAUUAUGCCAUGGCUUUGGACGGCAAAAAGUCUGAGCUCCAGAAAGUAGUUAAGGAUCAUAUUAACAAAGUUGCUGGACACUUUAAAGGUAAGAUCUACGCGUGGGAUGUCGUCAAUGAGGUGCUCAACCAGGACGGGUCGGGCAAUAAGCUGAGGGACAGUCUAUUCUCGCGAACUCUGGGCUCUGGUUUCGUAGAGGAGGCUUUCCAUACGGCACACGCGGCCGACCCUAACGCCAAGCUAUACAUUAAUGACUACGGCAUCGAAGGCAAGAACAAGAAGUCGGACGCCUUAUACGAGUUGGUGAAGGAGUGGAAGGCUAAGGGAGUUCCCGUUCAUGGGGUCGGUAUGCAGGCACACUUCCGGGAGGGUAAUAUCCCCACAAACUACCAACAUAAUAUUCAACGAUUUUCCGAUUUGGGAGUGGAUGUGGCUAUUACUGAGCUUAAUAUCCGGUAUAAGUUACCAGGCUCAGCCGACAAGAAAGCCAAACAGGCCCAGGAUUAUAGCCACGCAUUUAGCGCCUGUAUGAAUGUGGAAAGGUGUGUCGGAGUCACAGUUUGGGGAUUUACCGAUAAAUACUCCAAUAUUUUUGAUCAGGGUUAUGGGGAACAGGAGCUCUGGACCGCCGAUUUUGAGCCUAAAUCCUCUGUCGAUGCGGUCGAGAAAGUGUUGAAAUAA